CGCCCCGCUUCCGGCCGGCGCGUCCCCGUCCCGGGGCGGGGCGGGAGGAGCCAUGGAGGACGCCGAUUACCUCGAGGGCAGCGCGGCGGAGUGGGGCAACGAGGCGGACGGAGGGGCGCAAGACGAUGAAGAUGGAGAGGGAGAAGAUGAUGCUGAAGUGCAGCAAGAAUGCCUGAAGAAAUUUUCAACCCCAGACUACAUAAUGGAGCCGUCUAUAUUUAACACGUUAAAGAGAUAUUUCCAAGCAGGAGGUUCUCCAGAGAAUGUUAUCCAGCUCCUCUCAGAAAACUACACUGCAGUGGCGCAGACUGUAAAUUUGCUGGCAGAGUGGCUCAUUCAGACAGGUGUUGAGCCAGUGCAAGUUCAGGAGACUGUAGAAAACCAUUUAAAGAGCUUACUUAUCAAGCAUUUUGACCCUCGGAAAGCAGAUUCCAUCUUUACAGAGGAAGGAGAGACUCCAGCCUGGCUUGAGCAAAUGAUAGCACAUACUACGUGGAGAGAUCUCUUUUACAAGUUGGCAGAAGCCCAUCCUGACUGUUUAAUGCUUAAUUUUACUGUGAAGCUUAUAUCUGAUGCUGGAUAUCAAGGGGAAAUAACCAGUGUUUCAACAGCUUGUCAGCAACUGGAAGUGUUUUCCAGAGUCCUGCGUACAUCUCUGGCAACAAUUUUAGAUGGAGGAGAAGAAAACCUUGAAAAAAACCUCCCUGAGUUUGCUAAGAUGGUGUGCCAUGGAGAACAUACGUAUCUCUUUGCUCAAUCUAUGAUGUCCAUAUUAGCUCAAGAAGAGCAAGGAGGGUCAGCUGUCAGACGGAUUGCUCAGGAGGUUCAGCGAUACGCUCAUGAGAAAGGCCAUGACGCUAGUCAGAUCACUUUAGCACUGGGUACUGCAGCCUCCUAUCCUCGAGCGUGCCAGGCUCUCGGUGCGAUGUUGUCCAAAGGAGCGCUGAAUCCAGCCGAUAUCACAGUCCUGUUCAAAAUGUUUACAAGCAUGGACCCGCCUCCAGUAGAACUGAUUCGAGUACCUGCCUUUCUGGACCUCUUCAUGCAGUCGUUGUUUAAGCCAGGUGCUAAGAUCAACCAGGACCACAAACACAAAUAUAUUCACAUACUGGCGUAUGCAGCUAGUGUAGUAGAGAUGUGGAAAAAGAACAAAAGAGUCAGCAUAAACAAGGAUGAACUCAAGUCAACUUCAAAAGCCAUUGAAACCGUUCACAACCUGUGUUGCAAUGAGAACAAAGGAGCAUCAGAGUUGGUCGCAGAACUGAGCACUCUCUACCAGUGCAUCAGGUUCCCAGUGGUGGCAAUGGGUGUAUUAAAGUGGGUGGAUUGGACAGUGUCAGAACCACGGUACUUCCAACUGCAGACUGAUCACACCCCAGUCCAUCUGGCAUUAUUGGAUGAGAUCAGUACGUGCCAUCAGCUGCUUCAUCCCCAAGUUCUACAGCUUCUUGUCAAGCUUUUUGAAACAGAACAUUCGCAGCUUGAUGUAAUGGAGCAGCUGGAGCUGAAGAAGACUCUCUUGGAUAGAAUGGUGCACUUACUCAGUCGAGGAUACGUCCUGCCCGUCGUCAGCUACAUCCGCAAAUGCCUGGAGAAGCUAGAUACCGAUAUCUCGCUCAUCAGAUACUUUGUUACAGAGGUGCUGGAUGUGAUUGCUCCUCCAUAUACCUCAGACUUUGUACAGCUUUUUCUUCCAAUCUUGGAAAAUGAAAGUAUUGCAGGUACUAUUAAAACAGAAGGAGAACAUGAUCCGGUCACUGAGUUCAUAGCUCAUUGCAAAUCUAACUUUAUUAUGAUGAACUAAGAAGUGGAAAACAUCAAGAAUGCAGAGCACAUGAUCACUACUUUGCUGUACUCUCUGCCAGUAAGAUUCACAGCAGCAAAAAAAACCCCAAACCACCAAAACCAACAAACCCGAAACAAGGAAGAAAGGGCAGAAGGGCAUUUGAUUGACCUGUGUGGGGACCUUGAGCUUCAUAUCAGAGGACUGUUAAUGUACUUCAGAAAAUGGAAUAAUAGUGAAGGAUUUUCUGUAUAAAUCUGAACAUUCUGAUGGCAGGGGGUAGCAGGAGACAAACAGAUUUAUUUCAAAGAAUGUUAUUUUGGUUAUUUGCAGAAUUUGUCAAUGAUUCUUUGUGUAGUGUAAAAACCUGAAGAAGGGGGAAUGUAGUUCCUACUAAAACCACUUUGCAGAUAGUUCUCUGAAGACUAAAUUUGAACGCUUUAGGUUUCCACAACUAGGAAUUUGUGUGACUGGCUCUGUGCUGCAGAGAAGCCACAACGCCUCUUUCUCACCUUUGCAUUGUAUUAGAAUUCUAAAUAUCCUACAUAUUUACUGCUAUGAAGAAAACAUUUUGUGUGAUGCAAGUGGAGUUAUAACAAUCAAGGUUAGUUUUGUAUUAACAGAUGAAUCCUAUGUGAGUGUGUUAUCUUUAAGAAUCUAUUUUUGUUAAAUAGGUGCAUCAGGUGUUACUGGUAAGUUUCAUUACCAUCUCUAAAUUCUACGCUGUCCAAAAAUACGAAUGUGUGCAGAAAUUGCAUUACUGCUUGUUGUGGCUUCGUUUUUAUACUUAUCUCUACUCUGUCCUGGUCGAUGCCAAACAGUGGGGGAUACACCCAAGAUUAUAACUUACCUUUAAAUAAAGGUUUUUUUCUUUUUCA
Chroicocephalus ridibundus (black-headed gull) is the source of this 2661-nucleotide messenger RNA. RefSeq names its product negative elongation factor complex member C/D (gene NELFCD). The transcript has 15 exons. Gene Ontology annotation, molecular function: RNA binding. Gene Ontology annotation, cellular component: nucleus; NELF complex. Lineage: Eukaryota; Metazoa; Chordata; Aves; Charadriiformes; Laridae. The record is from RefSeq and is a predicted model, not a curated record. The coding region runs from base 53 to 1804 and encodes 583 amino acids. Gene Ontology annotation, biological process: negative regulation of transcription elongation by RNA polymerase II.